AUGACUAAGCCUCCAGUUCAAGGAGGUAGAGCUUUGGAUGUGAAUCCCCUGUCUGCUUUAAUCCUGCAAGAAUUUGCAGCAAAGGAAUAUAAGUUUAAGAAUAUGGUGCCAAACUCGGCGUCACAGACUGCCUGCAAACCCACCAGUGGUAAAGCACGGGAGAAGCAACUGGCUACGGAGGCCGCUGGCAAGAGUGCGCCUUCUACUGGAGGACUGAAGAACUCUCAUCGUCAGCGGCCAGGUACUGUGGCAUUUUGUGAAAUUCGAAGUUAUCAGCAGUCCGCUGAACUUCUGAUUUGCAAACUUCCCAUCCUGUCUGGUGUGAGAAGUUGCUCAGGACUUCAAACAGAUCUGCACUUCCAGAGGGCAGCUAUUGCUGCUUUGCUGGAGGCAAGUGAGGCCCACCUGGUUGGCCUUUUGAAAACACCAGUCUGUGUGCUAUCCAAGCCAAACGUGUAA
This is a messenger RNA of Molossus molossus (Pallas's mastiff bat), 459 nucleotides long. Its product is annotated as histone H3.3A-like. Gene Ontology annotation, cellular component: nucleosome. Gene Ontology annotation, molecular function: DNA binding; protein heterodimerization activity; structural constituent of chromatin. The record is from RefSeq and is a predicted model, not a curated record. NCBI's taxonomy places the organism in Eukaryota, Metazoa, Chordata, Mammalia, Chiroptera, Molossidae. The transcript is spliced from 3 exons. The coding region runs from base 1 to 459 and encodes 152 amino acids.